Myripristis murdjan (pinecone soldierfish) is the source of this 2289-nucleotide messenger RNA. RefSeq names its product adenosine deaminase RNA specific B2 (inactive) (gene adarb2). Gene Ontology annotation, cellular component: nucleolus; cytoplasm. Gene Ontology annotation, molecular function: adenosine deaminase activity; double-stranded RNA binding; tRNA-specific adenosine deaminase activity. The record is from RefSeq and is a predicted model, not a curated record. The transcript has 10 exons. Bases 1 to 2289 code for a protein of 762 amino acids. Lineage: Eukaryota; Metazoa; Chordata; Actinopteri; Holocentriformes; Holocentridae. Gene Ontology annotation, biological process: RNA processing; adenosine to inosine editing.
AUGGCAUCCGUACUUGGAAACAACAGCCGCGCGUCGGGGGCUCAGAGCGGCCAGGUCAAAUGCAAGUUGAAAAGGAGGAGGAGGAGACGAUCGAAGAGAAAAGAGAAAGUCAGUAUGCUGUCAGCAUUGAUCGCUCCCUUCAAGUACAUGAGCCCUGGGACCAGCAGCACGGAGGACGAGGACAGUUUAAGUACCAGCAGUGCAGAGGUGAAAGAAAAUCGGAACAUCGGUAACUUAGAGGAUCGCUCUAUUGGAUCUGGCGAGCGCCAAUCACUUUUUUGCUCUGACUCAGCGAGAGGCGGGACUUCUGGUCUGAAGAGAAAACGGCCGCUGGAGGAAGACAACAACGGGCACCUCUGUCAACUCCGCUUGAUCUACAAGAAGCUGUCCUGGUCAGAGGCACCAAAGAAUGCCUUGGUACAGCUCAAUGAGCUCCGGCCGGGCCUCCAGUACCGCAUGGUCUCCCAAACCGGCCCCGUCCACGCUCCCAUCUUCUCCAUUGCUGUGGAGGUUAAUGGGCUGACCUUUGAGGGCACAGGCCCCACCAAAAAGAAGGCUAAGAUGAGGGCUGCUGAACUGGCCCUCAGGUCCUUCAUCCAGUUCCCCAACGCCCCUCAGGCCCACCUGGCAAUGGGGAACCUCUCGAACCCCUCGGCCGACUUCACCUCAGACCAGGCUGACUUCCCCGACACUCUCUUCAAAGAGUUUGAGACCUCAUCAUGCUCCGACGGCCUCGCUCUCUGCACCUCGGCAGCCGAGAGCGAGCUGCUAUCUAGUGAGCUACUAAGACACGGCCGGCUGCUCCGCCACACCUUGGACCUGAUGGUGCAGGCUCAGCAGAGGCUGGGCGGAAUUGUUCCAGAGCCCGAGGUUCUCAAGAGCCCCGUGGCGUUGCUCAAUGAGCUCCGGCCAGGCCUGCGCUACGCCUGUCUAUCGGAGCGAGCUGAGGGCCGGCGGCUACGUAGCUUCGUGAUGGCGGUGCGCGUGGACGGGCGGAUAUUUGAGGGCUGCGGUCGCAGCAAGAAGCUGGCCAAGACCCAGGCAGCCCAGUGUGCUCUUCAGGCCCUCUUCAACAUCAGGACAGCCCCUGAGGGGAGGACAGGCCUCAAAGCCAGCAGGAAGAGUUGCCCUCAUUUACCCCAGGACUUUGCCGAUUCAAUAUUCCACUUGGUGAGGGAGAAGUACCGGUCGCUGGUGGGCGGCUGCAGUCCCGCGCACGCUCGACACAAAUCCCUGGCAGGCAUCGUAAUGACCCGAGGUCUGGACCUGAGGCACGCGCAGGUCGUGGCCUUAUCCACGGGCACCAAGUGCAUCAACGGGGAAUACCUGAGUGACCAGGGACAGGUGGUGAACGACUGUCACGCCGAAGUCACCACCCGGAGAGCCCUGCUGCGCUUCCUCUACUCUCAGCUGGAGCUCUUCUUGAGUAAAAGGCCAGAGGACUGGGAGGAGUCGAUAUUUGUGCGGCACAAGGAGUGCAGCUACAGGUUGAGAGACAAUGUCCACUUCCAUAUGUACAUCAGCACCUCGCCGUGUGGGGACGGGAGGCUCAACUCGCCCUAUGAAAUCACCAAUGACCUGCACAGCAGCAGACACCUCAUGAGGAAGCACCACAGCCACCUGCGGACCAAAAUCGAGUCGGGCGAGGGUACCGUCCCUGUAAGAUGCCGGGGUCCCGUCCAGACCUGGGACGGGGUCCUACAGGGCGAGCAGCUCAUCACCAUGUCCUGCACCGACAAAAUCACCAGGUGGAACAUCCUCGGCCUGCAGGGAGCGUUGCUGAGCCACUUUGUGGAUCCGGUGUACCUGCACAGUGUGACGGUGGGCAGCCUGCGCCACACGGGCCACCUGGGACGGGUGUUGAACCAGCGGCAGGAACGCCUGGGCCCGCUGCCCGCCACCUACCGACGCAACCAGCCCCUUCUAAGCGGGCUGAGCAGUGCCGAGUAUCAGCAGCCGGGGAAGGCCCCGUGUGUGAGCGUCAACUGGACUCUGGGCGACUCCCAGCUGGAGGUGGUCAACACCGCCACGGGACAGAGGCGGGACUCGGGAACGCCUUCACGCCUCUGCAAGCACGCCCUGUUCACCCGCUGGAGCAGGCUUUAUCGAAAGCUGGGGGUCCGUGCGUGUGGCUCGGCGGAGCGGCAGCUCAUGUACUGCGAGGCCAAGAUGGCGGCGCGCCCCUACCAGACGGUCAAGCAGCAGUGGUUCAGAUCUCUGCAGGACACGGGCCUGGGCACCUGGGUCAAGAAACCACCCGAGCAGGAGCACUUCCUGCUGUCGGACUGA